Neolamprologus brichardi is the source of this 2806-nucleotide messenger RNA. It is a transcript of the gene trim9, whose product is annotated as tripartite motif containing 9. The record is from RefSeq and is a predicted model, not a curated record. NCBI's taxonomy places the organism in Eukaryota, Metazoa, Chordata, Actinopteri, Cichliformes, Cichlidae. Gene Ontology annotation, cellular component: cytoplasm. Gene Ontology annotation, molecular function: zinc ion binding; protein binding.
CAAGGUUGCACUUGCAGUUAUAACAGCAGAACGCGACUGGAGCUUCGUUUACGCGCAAACAGAGAGCAGCCCGAUCAGCCGAGGCUCUGCCGAAACUUCUCCCGUUUCUAUUUGCACACCCCGGAGGAAUCUCUCACCUCUCAGGAGCAACCAUGGAUGAAAUGGAGGAAGAGUUAAAAUGCCCUGUUUGCGGCUCAUUUUACCGGGAGCCCAUCAUACUGCCGUGCUCCCAUAACAUUUGCUUAGCCUGUGCUCGGAAUAUUCUCGUGCAGACCCCCGACGCCGAGUCUCCACAGAGCAGCCGAGCCUCCGGGUCCGGGGUCUCCGAUUAUGAUUAUCUGGAUUUGGAUAAAAUGAGUUUGUAUAGUGAGGCGGACAGUGGCUACGGUUCCUACGGGGGCUUCGUGAGCGCUCCGACCACCCCUUGCCAAAAAUCACCGAACGGGGUUCGGGUUUUCCCCCCGACUGUCCCUCAGCCGCAGCAGCAGCACCUUCUACCGCACCCCGGCUCCUUAACUCCGAUCCCUCGUAACUCCUGCAUCACCUGUCCGCAGUGUCACCGCAGCCUCAUCCUGGACGACAGGGGACUCCGCGGGUUCCCCAAGAACAGGGUGCUGGAGGGGGUGGUGGACAGGUAUCAGCAGAGCAAAGCGGCCGCUCUCAAAUGUCAGCUCUGCGAGAAGAGUCCAAAGGAGGCCACCGUGAUGUGCGAGCAGUGCGACGUCUUCUACUGCGACCCGUGCCGCCUGCGCUGCCAUCCUCCCCGCGGUCCACUCGCCAAGCAUCGCCUGGUGCCGCCGGCGCAGGGGCGGAUAAGUCGCCGCGCCAGUCCCCGCAAAAUUUCCACUUGCACAGAGCACGAACUGGAGAAUCUUAGCAUGUACUGUGUACAGUGCAAGAUGCCUGUAUGUUAUCAGUGUUUGGAGGAAGGGAAACACGGCACGCAUGAGGUCAAAGCUUUAGGCGCAAUGUGGAAACUGCACAAGGGUCAACUGUCCCAGGCCCUCAACGGCCUGUCAGAUCGAGCCACUGAGGCCAAAGAGUUCCUGGUUCAACUAAAAAAUAUGGUCCAGCAUAUCCAGGAGAACGGUGUGGAGUUUGAGGCUUGCUUGGUGGCGCAGUGCGACGCCCUCAUCGACGCCUUGAACCGGCGCAAGGCCCAGCUGCUGUCUCAAGUAAACAAAGAGCACGAACACAAGCUGAAGGUGGUGCGAGAUCAAAUCUCCCACUGUACAGUAAAGUUGCGUCAGACCACAGGCCUGAUGGAGUACUGUUUGGAAGUCAUCAAGGAAAAUGACCCCAGUGGCUUCCUGCAGAUCUCUGAUGCUUUGAUUCGGAGAGUCCACAUGACAGAGAGUCAGUGGGGAAAGGGGACCCUAACCCCCAGGAUGACCAGUGACUUUGACCUCACUCUGGACAGUGGACCUCUCCUGCAAACAAUCCACCAGCUGGACUUUGUACAGAUGAAAGUCCCAGCAGCUCCCAUGCUCCAGCUGGAGGAAUGCUGCACUCAGAACAACAGCGCCACAUUGUCAUGGAAACAGCCACCACUCUCCACCAUCGCCGUGGAAGGAUACAUCCUAGAGCUGGACGAUGGAAACGGGGGGCCAUUCAGGGAAGUGUACGUGGGGACGGAGACCAUCUGCACAGUGGACGGGCUCCACUUCAACAGCACGUACAAGUCCAGGGUGAAGGCCUUCAAUGCCAGCGGAGUGGGCCAGUACAGCAAGACACUGAUCAUGCAGACCUCUGAGACUGGACUCCCUCCAUGUGAUAUUCAGUCUAUAGGCACAGUUGCUUGGUUCACCUUUGACCCGGCGUCCGCUCACCCUGACAUCAUCUUCUCCAACGACAACCUGACGGUGACGUGCAACAGCUAUGAUGACCGAGUGGUCUUGGGGAACACUGCUUUCUCUCGAGGUGUUCAUUACUGGGAAAUGACCGUUGACCGCUAUGACAACCACCCUGACCCAGCCUUCGGCAUCGCUCGGAGUGACGUCCUGAAGGAUGUGAUGCUAGGGAAGGAUGACAAAGCCUGGGCCAUGUAUGUGGACAAUAACCGCUCCUGGUUCAUGAACAACAACUCACACACCAAUAGGACAGACGGUGGCAUCACUAAAGGAGCUACAAUAGGAGUGCUGCUGGACUUUACACGUGGGCUUCUCAUCUUCCUCGUGAACGAUGAGCAGCAGGGCCCAGUGGCAUUCGAAGGCUUGGAGGGCGCUUACUACCCCGCUAUCAGCCUCAACCGAAACGUCCAGGUCACACUGCACACUGGUCUACCCAUCCCUGACUUCUACACUCCUGGGGAGGCUGAUCCAACUGGCUCAGUGUGCUGAAAACUCAACACCAUCCGAUUUAAGGAAACCUCCCCAGCUUUCCCGAGGUUCCUCCUGCCAGUCAGAAACUCUUUAAUACCCUCGCCAACUUCUUCUUCCCUUCUCCUUCUCUUUUGUUCCUGACCAACUGACCCCAAGCAAUCUGGAAGAGGUCCCAUCCAGCGCUGAGCCAUGCCUUUAUCAUGCCUAAACCCCAGACUCGUGGUCCAUCCUUAGGACACUGUCAGUAUGGAGGGUGCUUUGCUGUCUGUACCCUGUAUUUUGAUAUUAUGAUGUGUUCCAGUUAGUUGAAGAAGAAGAUUUCCCAGCUGAUGGACUUGGAAUGUUUUUAGGAAAGUGUUUAUAAUGUGGGCUUCAAUUAAUAGUUUGACAUUUUUGGGAAAUACACUCAUUUGUUUUGCUUUUGUUUUUCCAAGACUUAGAUUUGGAUUAUGGAGCCCAUCUUAACAUAGCUUAUCAUAAAGACU